Messenger RNA from Clonostachys rhizophaga, 1671 nucleotides. NCBI's taxonomy places the organism in Eukaryota, Fungi, Ascomycota, Sordariomycetes, Hypocreales, Bionectriaceae. The record is from the annotation of a GenBank genome assembly.
AUGUCCGAGGAACCACCAAAGGAGCAGUCCAAGAGCGCCUUGAAGAAGGCCGAGAAGGCCGCCAAGAUGGCGGCCGACAAAGCUGCCAAAGCUGCCAAGCAGGCCGCUCUCCCUGUCGUCGGCGGCAAGAAGGCUGAGGAGAUCAUGGGCAUCACCGUCUCCAAGGCUGAGAAUUUCCCAGCCUGGUACCAGGAGGUUGUCCUAAAGUCAGAGAUGGUUGAGUACUACCAGGAAAUCUCCGGAUUCUUCGUCCUGCGACCUCUCAGCAUGCACAUCUGGUCCACUAUUCGCAAGUGGUUCCAGCAACACAUCGAGGAGAUGGGCGUCGAGGAGUCCAGCUUCCCCAUUUUCCUGUCCGCCAAGUCGCUCGAGAAGGAGAAGGACCACGUCGAGGGUUUCGCCCCUGAGCUUGCUUGGGUCACCAAGGCUGGUGACAAGGACCUCGAAGUCCCCGUUGCGAUCCGACCUACCUCCGAAGCCGUCAUGUACCCCUACUACUCCAAGUGGAUUCGCAGCCACCGCGAUCUUCCUUUACGACUGAACCAGUGGAACUCCGUCGUGCGAUGGGAGGCAAAGCAGACCACCCCUUUCCUACGAACACGAGAAUUCCUCUGGCAGGAGGGCCACACCGCACACCUGACUGAGGAGUUGGCUGGAGAGGAGGCGCUGCAGAUCCUCGAGCUCUAUGCUGGCGUCUACGAGCAGCUUCUUGCCGUUCCCGUCGUGCGAGGUCGCAAGACUGAGAACGAGAAGUUUGCUGGUGGUUACUACACUACCACUGUGGAGGGAUACAUUCCUUCCAACGGCCGUGGUAUUCAGGGAGCUACCUCCCACUGCCUUGGCCAGAACUUCAGCAAGAUGUUCGACAUCACCGUUGAGGACCCCGCGAACAAGGGAUCUCAUCUCCACGUGUGGCAGAACUCUUGGGGUCUCUCCACACGUGUCAUCGGAGUCAUGGUUAUGGUUCACGGUGAUGAUAAGGGUCUGGUUCUUCCCCCACGUAUUGCCAAGAUCCAAGCCAUUUUCAUCCCCAUCGGUAUCAACAAGAACACCACACCCGAGGCAAAGAAGAAGCACGAGGAUACCAUCGAGGACAUCCGUGCCACCCUUAAGAAGGCUGGCGUGCGAACUGAUGCCGACUGGAGGGAGGGUUACACCAUCGGCUGGAAGUUCAACGAUUGGGAGCUCAAGGGUGUUCCCCUGAGAAUCGAAUUUGGUUUCAAGGAUGCCGAGAAGGAGGUCAUCUCUUUCGCCCGCAGAGACACCGGUGAGAAGGGCACCAUUCCCAUCUCCGAGGUCGGCACCAAGGUUCCCGAGUUGCUCGAGACCAUCCAGAACGACAUGUAUACUAAGGCCGAGGCCGCUUUCCGGGAGCACCGUAUCCAGAUCACCAAGUGGGAAGAGGUCCUCCCCGCUCUCGACAACAAGAACGUUGUCCUUAUUCCCUUCUGUCUCGACGGCAAGUGUGAGGACCGCAUCAAGGCGCUCACAACCCGUGAGGAUAACCAGCCUGACGUCCCUGAAAACCAAAAGGCUCCUGCCAUGGGCAUGAAGAGUCUCUGCAUUCCCUUCGAGCAGCCCGAGGGUGUUGUUGCAGGCGAGACUGAGUGUCUCAACCCCGAGUGCGAGCGCAAAGCCCAAAAGUGGGUCAUGUUUGGCCGAAGCUACUAA